Molecule: messenger RNA, 1026 nt
Organism: Chaetura pelagica (chimney swift)
Lineage: Eukaryota; Metazoa; Chordata; Aves; Apodiformes; Apodidae
Gene: RPLP0
Product: ribosomal protein, large, P0
Biological process (GO): ribosome biogenesis; cytoplasmic translation; ribosomal large subunit assembly
Cellular component (GO): cytosolic large ribosomal subunit
Molecular function (GO): structural constituent of ribosome; large ribosomal subunit rRNA binding
Source: RefSeq, a predicted model, not a curated record
CGCGGCCCCGCCUGAGUCGCGUUUCUUCUGGCAGGUCCCAGCUCGUCUUUAAACCCACCGGGCGAUCCUUGGAGCACCGCAGCGAUGCCCAGGGAAGACAGGGCUACGUGGAAGUCCAACUAUUUUCUGAAAAUCAUCCAACUCCUGGAUGAUUACCCAAAAUGUUUCAUUGUGGGAGCAGACAAUGUGGGGUCCAAGCAGAUGCAGCAGAUCCGCAUGUCCCUGCGUGGGAAGGCUGUGGUGCUGAUGGGCAAGAACACCAUGAUGCGCAAAGCCAUUCGUGGUCACCUGGAGAAUAACCCUGCCUUGGAAAAGCUGCUGCCUCACAUCCGUGGGAACGUGGGCUUUGUUUUCACCAAGGAGGAUCUGACUGAGAUCCGGGACAUGCUGCUGGCUAACAAGGUACCAGCAGCUGCUCGUGCUGGUGCUAUUGCUCCUUGUGAUGUGACUGUGCCGGCCCAAAACACUGGUCUUGGACCUGAGAAGACCUCAUUUUUCCAGGCCUUGGGCAUCACCACGAAGAUUUCCAGAGGGACCAUUGAAAUUCUGAGCGACGUGCAGCUCAUCAAGACUGGAGACAAAGUGGGAAAACUGCUGAACAUGCUGAACAUCUCCCCCUUCUCCUUCGGGCUGGUGAUCCAGCAAGUCUUUGACAAUGGCAGCAUUUACAAUCCUGAAGUGCUGGACAUCACUGAGGAGACCUUGCACAAGCGCUUCCUGGAGGGUGUCCGAAACGUGGCCAGCGUGUGUCUGCAGAUUGGGUACCCAACUGUGGCCUCUGUGCCCCACUCCAUCAUCAACGGGUACAAGCGGGUCCUGGCGGUGGCUGUGGAGACCGACUACACCUUCCCCCUGGCUGAAAAGGUGAAGGCCUUCCUGGCAGACCCCUCUGCCUUUGUGGCAGCCAUGCCCGUGGUGGCUGAGGCAGCUCCAGCACCCACCCCCGCGGCUGCCCCGGCCAAGGAGGCGGCCAAGGAGGAAUCCGAAGAGUCCGAUGAGGACAUGGGCUUUGGUCUGUUUGACUAA